Molecule: messenger RNA, 1761 nt
Organism: Adineta ricciae
Lineage: Eukaryota; Metazoa; Rotifera; Eurotatoria; Adinetida; Adinetidae
Source: the annotation of a GenBank genome assembly
AUGAGUGACAAUCAAACAGUGACUAACAUCGAAGUUUUACCCAACGAAAUUCUAAUCGAAUGUUUCCAAUAUCUCGAUGCUUUACAAAUCUUUUCUUCAUUUGAUCAAUUGAAUUCUCGUUUCAACGAACUCAUUCGACGUACUCCAUUAUAUGUCGAUUUUCGAAAUUUCUCACCGUCACUAUGUCAACAAAUUUGUGAAGCAAUGUUACUUGAUCCUACAAUGAAGGAAUACAUUUAUUCGUUGCACUUAUCCAACAAAGAUACCGGUAUGCGGAUUGAAUCAUUUCGUCGAAUGUUUGCGCUGGAAGAAUUUUCACGUCUACAAUCGUUAACUUUGAUCGGCGUCAAUCAGCUAAGUUAUGAAAUACUCAUGCUAAUGCUGGCCUCUAUGACUUCAUUGACAUGUUUUCAUCUAAAAGAUUCCAAUAUUGAUCUUGAUGAGAUAGUUUCUUCAUUGCAUCGUUCUAUAAUACAAAUAAUAACUCUUCCUCGAUUACCAAAGGAUUUAACAUUGUUAGGACACUUUGCAUCCCUAAGAAGUUUUACUAUUGAUACUUGCAAUGCAUGGCAAUUAAUCCAAGUAUUGAAUGCUAUACCCACUUUAAAAUAUCUUCAAAUCAAUUACUUAUCGAGAGAAGUAGCGGAAUCUGACAAAAUAAACCUUAAAAAAUUUACUCACUCUCUUCGACAUUUGGUAAUUAACAAGACUACGUUUAAGGUGUGUGACAUUAAAAUGAUAAUAGCACACACACCAAAUUUAAAUCGGCUUACAUUAUUUGCUGAUUUCAUCUAUGAUCUCUUCGAGUGUCAGAAAUGGGAACGUCUGUUUCACACUUAUUUAUCACAUUUGAAGGUUUUCCAGUUUUGCUUUCAAUUUAACCACAAAGGGUAUCAGUCAAAUGUGGAAGAAAGGUUACAAGCAUUUCAUAAUUACUUUCAGCGCUACGUCCAUAGCAGAUUCAUCGAAAGCAUGUUAUCAUGCGAUAAAGCAAUGAUCUGUACCGUACCCUACGCAUUUGCGACAUUCGAAUUAUACUCAGGUAUGAAUCGAUAUCAUGAGCUGGCAAUUGACCACCAAAAUAUGUUUAGUAAUGUCACACAAUUAACGAUCCAUCAGAAUUCGAUGAAAACAGAUGAACGCUACUCUUCAUUUUCUUUCCUGAGAUCAGAAAGAUGGUCUUUCGUUCGAGAAUAUAUGUUGGGACCUCUGAAAGCGAAUGACAUACUAUCAAUGGUCAAAAAUUUCUCUCAUGUGAAAUAUUUAGAUGUUUCACACGUUUUCAAAUUCGAGAGUCCAUCCGUACUUGUGGAAAUCUUGAGAGAAACUCCACGUGUAUCUUCAUUAACAAUUUCUUUUGACACAGUCAACUCGUCGCUGAAUGAUGAUGAAUUAUGCCAAUAUUUGAAGCGAAUGAUUCGAAACCUACAUAUUACGAAAUUAUGGAAUUUCUUAAGAUUAAGACAUGAUGACAUUCAACUGAAAUUCUGUGAAGUAUUUUCAAAUCUUGAUCAACUCACAUGUACUGUGCAGAAGACAUGUCAGAUGAUAUUUCUCUUAACUCAUUUACCGAAAUUAUUACGAGCACAAUUCAUUGUUACUGAAUGGAAUCCAUAUAUUGACAUAUCAUCAUUGAAUACGUGUCUACGUGAAUCAGAUAUACAUGUUGACAUCGUGUAUGGUGAAGAUAAGCCUCAACAAAUUACAUUUUUCAUAGAUAGGGAGAUGACCGACAAUUCGACAACCAGUUCUACACAAUAA